Molecule: messenger RNA, 156 nt
Organism: Trichoderma asperellum CBS 433.97
Lineage: Eukaryota; Fungi; Ascomycota; Sordariomycetes; Hypocreales; Hypocreaceae
Source: RefSeq, a predicted model, not a curated record
GAGUACCAAAUGCCAUCAAAUUGGUUAAACAUUGGCAGGAAAGCCGUAAAGAUAGUCACAAACCCUGCCUGCGCUAUUUGUCCUGUAUCUCUGACAAUCAACUUAGUUCCUACCAAUCAGCCAAAGGCGCUCCUAAACUUCGACUCAAGACAACUA